AACAAAUUGAAUAAAUCUUGGUUAGUAUUUGAUCUCCUUUAGCAUGCACUUAAUUACUUUUGUAUUGUUGUGACCUAAUAACUUAAAUUACGUAUGGUAGGUGAUGCUUCAGGAAAUCAUCAUCAUGAGCUGAAGUUGAAGGCAGAAAGUGGUAAGUAUGGAAGGGAGCCAUACAUAACAACUUUACCACCAGCAUCAUCUCCACCAAACAAGCAAGAAAUAGUUGGAAGGCAGGGUCGUUUAUUACCACCUCCUGCUCCCAAGCAUGAUCCAAUUAUUGGUCAACUCACAACAACUACUCCUGAUCAUGAUGAGGUCCUAAUCAUCUUGCUUCCAACUACUACUAGUUCAUCAGUUGGUGGGAAGCACGAUCAUCUACACACUCCACCACCAAAGCCAGCAGAUGAGCAGGGUCCAGUCAGGAUCACAUCCUCUUCUACUACUCAGUAUAUGAAUAGUAACCAACACUUGCCUCUUCAGGCUUCCUAUUAAGCUUUUCUCUAAUCUUGGCCCUUCCUUGGACCUCACUCACAGUGAGAGCUUUAGUGCACUAGAAUCUGGAUUGUCCUCUUAUAACAUCUCACUUUAGUGCACUAGAAUCUGGAUUGUCCUCUUAUAACAUCGAUUGAGUCUUUAUAUGUUAUAAAAUGUUACGUUAACAACUAAGUAGUAAAUAUAGUAUUUGGUUUUUCUAAGAGUAGUAUAUAACCUGGCGUAUGAGUUAUCUGGCUCUCAAGAAUAAUAUGUGUAAUAGAUAUAGAUAGGCUGGUUAGUUAGUGUUAUCCUAUAUAUACGUGGAAGUUGCAUGCUUUAUAGUCUUGUAAUAAACUAGUAACUUCGUAGUAAAUGAAUUUGAGGAGUGAAUAUUGUUGUGAGUUAUAAUUAACGCAUUGUUAUC
This is a messenger RNA of Capsicum annuum, 898 nucleotides long. Its product is annotated as hydroxyproline-rich systemin-like. Bases 94 to 492 code for a protein of 132 amino acids. Lineage: Eukaryota; Viridiplantae; Streptophyta; Magnoliopsida; Solanales; Solanaceae. The record is from RefSeq and is a predicted model, not a curated record. The transcript has a single exon.